Pristis pectinata (smalltooth sawfish) is the source of this 1844-nucleotide messenger RNA. RefSeq names its product P2Y purinoceptor 14-like. Gene Ontology annotation, cellular component: membrane. Gene Ontology annotation, molecular function: G protein-coupled purinergic nucleotide receptor activity. The transcript has 2 exons. Gene Ontology annotation, biological process: G protein-coupled receptor signaling pathway. Bases 90 to 1286 code for a protein of 398 amino acids. NCBI's taxonomy places the organism in Eukaryota, Metazoa, Chordata, Chondrichthyes, Rhinopristiformes, Pristidae. The record is from RefSeq and is a predicted model, not a curated record.
GUCCACUAGCUUUAGGCUAGCUUGCACAGGCUGGAAUUCGCACAGUUGGAAAGGAAACUUCGGAAAGAAUAUUCUUGACUGGAUCAGAAAUGAACAACAGCAAACACUCUUCCAACAUUACGAACUGCAGUGAUUUGCGUAACCCAACUGUGACCAGAAUGGUCAUUCCCCUCUUGUAUGUCAUUGUCUUCAUUGGAGGAUUCCUGCUGAAUGUAUUGGCUGCCUGGAUCUUCUGCCAAAUACCAAGUCAGUCCAGCUUUGUGAUUUACCUCAAAAACAUUGUGGCAGCUGACCUGCUGCUGGUAGUUACACUUCCGUUCAAAAUCCUCUCCACUUCACCUCACCGGAUCUGGCAGUUGGAAGCCUUUGUGUGUCGUUACUCUGCUGUCAUGUUCUACACUAGCAUGUACAUCAGCAUAAUAUUCCUCGGCCUGAUCAGCCUCGACCGGUACCUGAAGAUUGUGCAACCUCAGAAAAUCCUCGUUGUGCAGAAAGUAACAGUUGCCAAAGCGAUCAGUGUGGGAUGCUGGGUGUUCAUGCUGAGCUUUGCCCUGCCAAGUAUUGUUUUGACCAACAAGGUCCCCACAGUACAAACUGCAGCAGCAUGCAUGAAGCUCAAAAGCAAGAUGGGGGUCGCUUGGCAUCAUUUUAUAAUUAUCAAAUGCAAAGUUAUUUUCUGGAUUGUGUUUGUCCUUCUCACUCUGUGUUAUUUAGCCAUCUUAAAGAAAAUAUAUUGGUCCAAACAAAAAUUUCAGAAGGACUCUAGCACCGUGGUAAAGAAAGCUAACCGCAACAUUUUUAGCAUCCUGGGGGUCUUCUUCGUCUGCUUUGUGCCGUACCAAUUUAUCAGGAUCCCUUACGACAGAAGGCGAUUGACCAAGCAUGACUGUGCAACACUCAACAGCCUGUAUUAUGCGAAGGAGUUCACACUGUUCCUGUGCGCAUUUAACGUUUGCCUCGAUCCAGUCAUCUACUUCCUUCUGUGUAAAUCCUUCACCAAACUGCUGUGUAGAAAGUUGAAACUGAAAAGAAGCCUGACCAUCAAAACGGGUGAAGUGAGGAACAAACCACAGUCCAGUAACACCUCCAACCAAUCCCCCAUUUCCAGCCAAGUAAUGGUCGAACUUGUCAAGACAAAUUCUUCCCGACUUCCCUCUGAUAAAAGUACCAUGAAAUCUAUUCGGAUCAACAUACCACAGAAGUCACCAGCAGUUUCAACGUUAUCCUCUCAAGUUGAACAAAAUGAAAAGGGCACAAAAGCAUUAUACGUCUCUCACAUUUUCUAACCACCCACCCAAGAGAGCCAAUAUUUUCCUCCAAAAUUCCUCUGGCGAUAACUCCUCAUUUACUUUCUUGAACUUUCCUACAAUAAGUGUGUUUAGUUAAUUCCUCCCAUUUCCCAAAUGAUGAUCAAGGAAAGCAUAAUUAAGUGGGUCACAAUCGAACAUAAAAGAAACAUAUCCAUUCGUUGUUCCCCCCAACCCCCAAAAUGGUCCGCUGUCUGCCAGGUGGCGAUGGCCCCAAUGGGUUCACCAACAGGCCUUUACAAUGGAAAGCAAAGUGCUUUGGUAAUUCUACACCUCAUCAAGUUGGUGUCAGAUACCACCAAAAUGACGUAUUGUAGUGACUCACCGUCUGAGCAAGCGAACCGGCUCGACGGUCAGGUCGCGCAUCGUCGGAGCAGCGAGGCCCAAGAUGGCGUUGGGCCUUCGUCUUCCCCGAGCGACGGGGAGGACCCGCACGCGGGAAAAGUUUGAUGACGUAGCGCAUAUGUCAUCUCCAUUUUCGGUGGUCGGGAACCGUUCCUCUUAAAAGGCCCGUGCAAGGCGGGAAAAUAAAUUAGU